AUGAGUCUGUGGAACCUCAAAGAUCUUUUGGUGCUUAACUUGUCAGAUAAUUCUUUGGUUGGUUCAUUGCCUCCUGAUUUCGGUAACUUGAAUCACAUAUGGUUCAUAGAUUUGUCAAGGAAUCACCUUUCAGGAAGUAUUCCCUCCACAGUUGGAGACUUGCAGAAUCUAGCUUAUCUUUCUUUGGCUUAUAAUGAGUUGCAAGGAUCUAUUCCGGAGUCACUCGGGAAACUGAUAAGUUUGGUAUAUGCGAAUCUAUCCAAUAACAUUCUUUCAGAAGGUGAAAUCCCAAGUAAAGGACCUUUUCUUAGUUUCACCUCUCAAUCUUUUAUGGGAAAUGAAGAGUUAUGCGGCGAUUUGCUUUUCCGGCCUUGUAUGACUAGGUUUUUUCAUCAGUCAAGGAGAAGCAAAUUGCUACUGAUUAUAUUUGUCCCAUUGGGAGCUUCCCUGAUGGCACUUGCCUCAAUUAUUGUGUUUAUGUUAAGGAGACGUGGGAAUAGAAAUGUUCCAACUCAAGCCGAAUCCUUACCUGCAAGAACAACACUAGCAAGGAUUUCAUACAUUGAAGUUGAAAGGGCAACGCAAGGGUUCGACCAAUGCAACUUGCUAGGCUCUGGAGGUUAUGGCUCUGUUUACAAGGGCAUCUUUCCAAAUGGGAUGGUUUGGGCAAUCAAAGUGUUUAAUUUACAGAUUGAAGGUGCAUUCAAGAGUUUUGAUUCUGAAUGCGAAGUUUUACGCAACCUUCGCCAUAGGAAUCUUACCAAAGUUAUCACCAGUUGUACUAACUUGGAUUUUAAAGCUUUACUUUUGGAGUACAUGCCCAAUGGAAGCCUGGAGCAGUGGUCACAUUCUGAUGGUUACUUCUUGAAUAUGAUCCAAAGAUUAGACAUAAUGAUCGAUGUUGCAUCUGCUUUGGAAUAUCUCCAUCAUGGUUAUGCCACAAUCGUUGUACAUAGUGACUUGAAGCCUAGCAACGUCUUGCUAGACGAAAGGCUGAUUGGACAUGUGAGUGACUUUGGCCUGGCCAAGUUAUUGGGAGAAGGGGAAUCUAUUGCUCAUACUAGAACACUUGCUACAAUGGGCUACAUUGCACCAGAGUACGGAACAGUAGGAUUAGUUUCUAGAAGAUGUUAUGUGUAUAGCUAUGGGAUAAUGGUCAUGGAGACUUUCACAAGAAAAAGGCCAUAUGAUGAAAUGUUUAAAGAAAAUUUGAGCAUGAGGAGUUGGGUCUAUAAUUCGCUACGUGCAGCACCAGAGGAGAUUAUUGAUGUCACAUUAAUGGAACCAGAAGAGAUUGAUUUCCAGAAAAAGUUGCUUUGUGUGUCCUCUAUUUUGGAGUUGGCAUUGCAUUGUACAACUGAAACUCCCAAUGAAAGAUUGAACAUGAAAGAAGUCCUGGCAAAUAUCAAGAAGAUCAAACUGGAAUUCCUUCGCAAAUGAUGUAGCAAGGUUCAUUUGAAGGUAGUGCCGCCUCUUCCUCCUGGUGUUAGCAAAUUUGGAUGACCCCAAUUGAGAUGACAACCACCAUUUGGUCCGAGAUUUGAACUUUUCUUGUGCUUUUCUCUUGUGUGCUAUUUCAAGUUUGAGUGUGUGUGUGUCAAAUAACUUUUAUAUAUAAGAUGUGUACUAAUAAAGUUGGUAUAGAAGGAUGCCUUGUGUGA
Messenger RNA from Lycium barbarum (goji berry), 1661 nucleotides. Its product is annotated as probable LRR receptor-like serine/threonine-protein kinase At3g47570. Lineage: Eukaryota; Viridiplantae; Streptophyta; Magnoliopsida; Solanales; Solanaceae. Gene Ontology annotation, molecular function: ATP binding; protein binding; protein kinase activity. The coding region runs from base 1 to 1440 and encodes 479 amino acids. Gene Ontology annotation, biological process: protein phosphorylation. The transcript has 4 exons. The record is from RefSeq and is a predicted model, not a curated record.